CUCAGGCCCCGCCCCCCUGCCCUCCAGCCCCCACCCCCGCCGCCGGCUGGCGGGAGGAGGGACAUGCGCACGCGGUGGCUGGGCGCAGGGCGCCGGGAGGCGGGGGAGCGCGCGUGCAGUUCCUCCCCACCCGAGCUGGCGGGCGCUGCGGGGAGCUGGGCGGCCGUGGGUGGGGAACCCGACGCGGGAGCGGGGAGCGCGCCGCCAGCGGACUAGUGCGGGUGUGCGGACCCGCGAGCCCGGAGCGCAGCGUCUAGGGAUGCGAGCGGCGGGGAGCCGCCGCGCCGUUGUGCCGGGUGAACUCGAGCGGCAGUGACCUCAGCGAGGGGAGAGCGGGACGACGGCGGCCGCCAGCCCCGCUGGGAUCCUGGGGGCCAGGGGUGCGCGGGGAACGGCGGCGGCGCGAGAGCGCGGGGCGCAGACCGGGCGGGGCUGGGGACAGUGAUGAGCGGGCGCGCGGGGAGGCUGCACGCCGCCGCCGCCGCCCGGAGCAUUUGCCGCCCGAGCUGCUGCUCGCGGCCCGGGACCCGGCCAUGGAGACGCUGAACGGCCUCGCGGGCGGCGGCACCCCGGAGGCGAAGCCGCUGCCGCCCGGCCAGCACCACCGCCACCAUCACCUCCACCCGCUGGCCGAGCGUAGGCGGUUGCACCGCGCGCCCUCGCCUGCCAGACCCUUCCUCAAGGAUCUGCACGGCCGGACCCCGGCGUCCGGCCCGGCCCUGGCCGCCCCCUCCUCGGGCCGAGCCCAGGCGCCCGCCGCCCCACGCUCGCCCAGCCUCGCGGGCAAAGCGCCGCCCUCGCCAGGAACCGUGGCCGCGCCCGGCCGCCUCUCUCGGCGCAGCGGCGGCGCCCCUGGCGCGAAGGACAAGCCGCCGCCGGGAGCCGGGGCCAGGGCAGCGGGCGGCGCCAAGGCCGCUCUGGGCCCCAGGAGGGUGGCGCGCACGGCGCCCGGGGAGCUGCUGCCCCGGGCAGGGAGGCCGCCGCCGCCGCCCGGGACCGAGCCGCUGUCCGCCGCUGCCAAGGGCCGCAAAGCCAAACGCGGCUCCGGGGCGCCCCCCGCCCGUGCCGCCGGGCCGCCGGUCCCCGCCGCCCCGAUCCCCGCCGUGAUCCUCGCCGUGACCUCCGCGGCCGGCUCCCCGGCUCCAGGCUCGCGCAUCAGCCACACGGACAGCAGCUCCGACCUCUCCGACUGCCCCUCCGAACCCCUGUCCGACGAGCAGCGCCUGCUCCCCGCCGCCAGCAGCGACGCCGAGUCUGGCACGGGCUCCAGCGACCGGGAACCGCUGCGAGGAGCCCCUACGACGAGCCCCGCGGCUCGGGGGGCGCCUCCCGGCAGCCCCGAGCCCCCCGCGCUCCUUGCCGCGCCUCCCGCCGCCGGCGCCUGCCUCGGGGGUCGGAGCAGCCCGGGCGGAGUCCCCGCGGGGUCCCUGGGAACUGCUGUGGCGGAGGAUGCCGGGGGACGCGCGCCGUUCGAGCGAACGGUCCCCGGGAUCCCCAAGGACCCCGGUCUUGGCGAGCAGACCCGACUGAUCCCGGCGGCCGCGGUGGAGGAGGAGCUGCUGCGGGAGAUCGAGGAGCUGCGCUCGGAGAACGACUAUCUCAAGGAUGAAUUGGACGAACUCCGUGCUGAGAUGGAAGAGAUGAGAGACAGUUACCUAGAGGAAGAUGUUUACCAGCUGCAGGAGCUUCGGCGAGAGCUGGACCGUGCUAAUAAAAACUGCCGAAUCCUGCAGUACCGCCUCAGGAAAGCAGAGCAGAAGAGUCUGAAAGUGGCUGAGACUGGUCAGGUGGAUGGCGAGCUCAUCCGGAGUCUGGAGCAGGAUUUAAAGGUAGCCAAAGAUGUAUCUGUUAGAUUGCACCACGAACUUGAAACCGUGGAGGAAAAGCGUGCGAAAGCUGAAGAUGAAAACGAAAGUCUCCGACAGCAGAUGAUUGAAGUGGAAAUAUCCAAGCAGGCCCUCCAAAAUGAGCUGGAGAGACUGAAAGAGAGUUCCCUGAAAAGAAGAGGCAGCCGGGAAACGUACAAAGAAAAGAAAACCUUGAACCAGGAUGACAGUGCCGAUUUGAAGUGCCAGCUUCAGUUUGCCAAAGAGGAAGGCUCCCUGAUGCGUAAAAAGAUGGCCAAGCUGGGGAGGGAGAAGGACGAGCUGGAACAGGAGCUCCAGAAGUACAAGGCCGUCUACGGUGACGUGGACAGCCCUCUCCCCACGGGGGAGGCGGGCGGGCCGCCCAGCACCAGGGAGGCCGAGCUGAAGCUGCGACUCAAGUUGGUUGAGGAAGAAGCCAACAUCUUAGGCCGCAAGGUCGUGGAGCUGGAGGUGGAGAACCGAGGCCUCAAAGCAGAAAUGGAGGACCUGCGGGUCCAGUAUGAGCGAGAGGGUGCGGGCCGGGACCACGCCCCAAGCAUUCCUACCUCACCCUUCGGCGACUCCCUGGAGUCCUCGACGGAGCUCCGCCGGCACCUGCAGUUUGUGCAGGAGGAAGCGGAGCUGCUCCGGAGGUCCAUAUCCGAGAUCGAAGACCACAACCGGCAGCUGACCCAUGAGCUGAGCAAGGUCAAGUUUGAGCCCCGGCCGGAGCCCGGGUGGCUGGCGGACGGCACGGGCACAGGCACGGGCGUGGGCAGCGGGGCACCUCUGCAGGAGGAGCUGAAGUCAGCCCGGCUGCAGAUCAACGAGCUGAGCGGGAAGGUGCUGAAACUGCAGUAUGAGAACCGGGUGCUCCUGUCCAACGCGCAGCGCUACGACCCGGCCGCCCACCUGGGCCUACGUGCCCCGAGCCCCCGGGACAGUGACGCGGACAGCGACCAGGGCAAGAAGGAGAGCGACGGGGAGGAAGGCCGCCAGCCCCAGCCCAAACGGGAAGGCCCUAUCGGCGGCGAGAGCGACUCAGAGGACAUGUGCGAGAAGACGUCGGGCUUUGGCAGCGGGAAGCCGUCGGAGGCGAGCGAUCCGUGUCCAGCCGAGCUCCUGAGGGCCAGGGAGGACACCGAGUGCCUGGCGAGCAUAAAGCACGAGGCCGAGCGCCUCGAGCGGACCGUGGAGCGCCUCAUCACAGACACCGCCGGCUUCGGGGACGACGUGGGGCCGCAGGGCGGUGGCGAGGCCUCGCCGGGGUCUGGCGUCCAGGGGGCAGGGGAGACGGGCGAGGGGGGCAAGAAGGAGCCCCCGCUGCUGGGGACCAUCAACUCGAGGAUGAAGGCUUUCAGGAAGGAGCUGCAGGCCUUCCUGGAGCAGGUGAACCGGAUCGGGGACGGCCUGAGGGAGCGCCUGGAGGGCCUGUCCCCGCUGCCCCACCUCACGGAGUCUUCCAGCUUUCUCUCCACUGUGACCUCUGUAUCCCGGGACUCCCCCGUCGGGAACCUGGGCAAGGAGCUGGUCCCGGACCUGCAGUCCAAACUGAGAGGUCAGCCGGAGUGGCAGCCGGGUCAGGAACGCGGGGAAGAGCCGGAACAGCUGCACCGCCGGGCUGAUGGGGACGCUGGGAGCUGCCAGCAGGCAGGCCAGAGCUACUUCAGUCUAGAGCUCAGGGGCCCCCCUGUUUUACCUGAACAGAGUGUAUCGCUAGAAGAGCUGCAGGGUCAGCUUGCACAGGCGGCCAGACUGCAUCAAGAGGAGACAGAGAAAUUUACAGACAGGAUUCGUAAGAUGGAGGAGGAGCACCUCUACGCCUUGAGGUGGAAAGAGCUAGAAAUGCACAGCCUGGCUUUGCAAAACACCCUCCAUGAGCGAACCUGGAGUGAUGAGAGAAAUCUGAUGCAGCAGGAGCUCCGUUCCUUGAAGCAGAACAUUUUCCUUUUCUACGUCAAACUCAGGUGGCUGCUGAAGCUCUGGCGGCAAGGGAAACAGAUGGAGGAGGAAGGCGAGGAUUUCACGGAGAGUGAGCAUCCAGAGACCCUCCCCAGGCUCGGUGAGCUUGGAGAGCAAGGGGACCCGAAGGGGGACAGCCCAGACCGGGACGACAAUGGUCCAGGCUGCGGCUUUUCGAUGGGAGAGCAUUCUCCACACUCCCCUGUGCAGAUUGGUGACCACGGAUCGCGGCUGCAGCCUGCGCAUGGGGGGCAGCUCCACAAGCAGGUGGUGGAAAACCAGCAGCUGUUUGGUGCGCUCAAGACCCUGCUGGAGGACCUGCACGCGGAGCUGCGGGAGGACGAGCAUGCGCGGCGGCGGCUGCAGCAGCAGUACGCCAGCGACAAGGCCGCCUGGGACGUGCAGUGGGCGGCGCUCAAGUGCCGCCUGGAACAGCUGGAAGAGAAGACGGAGAAGAACUUGGGAGAACCAGGCUCUCCCGCCGACAGCAAAGGGGCCUUCAAGAAGGAGAGGGAGACGCACCAGAAGCUCCUCGCUGACAGUCACGGCCUGGUUAUGGACCUGCGCUGGCAGAUCCAUCACAGCGAGAAGAACUGGAACCGGGAGAAGGUGGAGCUUCUCGACCGUCUAGACGGAGACCGGCAGGAGUGGGAGCGGCAGAAGAAAGAGCUCUUGUGGAGAAUAGAACAGUUGCAGAAAGAAAACAGCCCCCGGAGAAGUGGCAGCUUCCUCUGUGAUCCAAAAGAAGGCAACAUCCGCCCCUUUGCCCACCCGGGAAGCCCCCGUAUGCCCCGCCCCUUGGGGAUGUGGCCCUGCGCAGACACAGACUCUACCCCAUUUGAAGACCGGCCGCUGUCCAAGCUGAAGGAAUCGGACAGGUGUUCAGCACGGGAAAAUCUCUACUUGGAUGCCUUGUCCCUGGAUGACGAGCCAGAGGAGCCUCCGGCCCGCGGGCCCCAGCGGGAGUUCAGGAACUGCCUCCCCCAGGAAGAAGAAAAUCACAAGGGAAAUCUUCAAAGGGCUGUGUCCGUGUCUUCCAUGUCCGAAUUCCAGCGUCUGAUGGACGUCUCUCCCUUCCUGCCGGAGAAGGGCCUGCCGGCUGCUGGCAGCAAGGAGGACGUCACCCCGCCCCUGUCUCCUGACGACCUGAAGUACAUCGAGGAGUUCAACAGCAAGAGCUGGGACGAGAGGCCCCCGGAGCCCUGGGCAGACAGGACCGAGGGGGGGCGGGCAGGGGACGAGGCCGGCGCCGAGUCUUUCCCCGACUCCUCCUGGUACCUCACCACAAGCGUCACCAUGACCACGGACACCAUGACCAGCCCCGAGCACUGCCGGAAGCAGCCUCUGAGGAGCCACGUGUGCACCGAGCAGGCCGGGCUGCGGGUGCUGCAUAGCCCACCCGCGGUCCGGAGGAUGGACAGCAUCGCGAUGGCAGGCGGCGAGGGCAAGGGCCGCUCGGAGCCCGAGGGCCCGUUUCCCACAAGCAGAGCCAGGGGGGACACUGGAGACUCAAAGGGAGGCCCCUCAGAACAUGUGCUUAGCAGGUGGCCUUGCGCCCCCUCCAGACACCCCCGAGACUACGUGGAGGGAGGGCUGCGCCCCCUCGAGAGUGCCCUCUGCGCCCCCCUGGGUUUUGCGUCCCCCCUGCACGGCCUACAGAUGUCCAAGAACAUGAGUGAUGACAUGAAGGAGGUGGCCUUCUCCGUCAGGAACGCCAUAUGCUCUGGUCCCCCCAAGCCUCCUCUCAAGGACAUGGCCUGCCAGACCAACGGGUCCCGGACGACAGGGACACAGACCGUCCAGACCAUCAACAUCGGCCUGCAGACCGAAGCCCUGCGUGGCAGCGCCAUCACCAGCAGCCCCCACAAGUGUCUCACGCCAAAGGCGGGGGGUGGUGCCACGCCUGCGUCAUCUCCUUCCCGCGGCCUUAGGAGCAGGCAGGUGGCCCCUGCCAUCGAGAAGGUGCAGGCUAAGUUCGAACGCACAUGCUGUUCCCCCAAGUACGGGUCUCCCAAGCUGCAGAGGAAGCCCCUCCCCAAAACUGAGCAGCCAAAUAGCAGGACCUCCCUAGGGCUGGCCCAGAAAGGGUGCAGCGGGUCAGCCUGGGCCCGCUCCACCACUACAAGGGAGAGCCCCGUGCACACCGCCAUCAACGAUGGCCUCUCCAGCCUCUUCAACAUCAUCGACCACAGCCCCGUGGUGCAGGACCCCUUCCAGAAGGGGACCCGGGCCGGCAGUCGGUCUCGCUCAGCAGAACCUCGGCCAGAGCUGGGCCCAGGCCAGGACACCGGCCCCGAUUCCCGGGGACGGUCCCCGAGCCCCAUCGGGGCUGGCUCAGAGACGUGGAGGGAGGACGGGGGAGAGGGCACGCCCUUGAGGCAGGACUUAUCCGCUCCCCCUGGCUACACACUCACCGAGAACGUAGCCCGGAUCCUCCACAAGAAGCUGUUGGAGCAUGCCUUAAAGGAGGAGAGGAGACAGGCCCCCCACGGGCCCCCAGGUCUUAACAGUGACAGCCACAUGGGAGACACGGUCAAAGCUGAACCAGGGUCCAUCGAGGAACUACCUUGUUCCGCACUAGCUCCAUCCCUAGAACCCUGCUUCUCCAGGCCCGAGAGACCAGCAAACCGUCGCCCUCCGUCCCGUUGGGCCUCACAUUCCCCCACUGCCUCAGCGGCUCAGUCACCCGGAGACCCAGCCUCCUUGGAGGAGCUCGGAGAAGAGGAGCCGCCCGGGGAGAAGUCAUACCUGUGACGAGAGUGCAAGUUUGCAUGGGUUAUUGGGGACUGAUUCCCCGCGAUUUGCGUAACCACACCGUCGUCAUCAACCAAGCUCCGCCCACAAGGAGAGAUCCAGCUUUCCCAAGGUCAAAGAAUGUUUCUUAAAACACACACAGCUGCUGAAUGUCCAACCUGUGAACCUGAGAUGUUUCUAGAACGAAACCGUAAACGUGCCUGUAAUAACUUAAUUUUUUUCAUAGCUCAGAAAACUAUUUUUGUCUCCAUCUUUUUUACACACAGUAUAUUAAACAAACAAACAAAAAAAGCUAGGUAAGAUAUAAAUAAAUUUAAAAAAUAAAAGUUUUAAAGGUGUACAUUUUAAGAGAUUCUGAACACCCUUGCUCUCAAUACUGACUGCCUCUCUGUUAAAUUUGCACUGUUACAUUUCGGUUUGGUUUCUUUCCACGUUGAAUUAGAGUGUUUUAAGUUAA
Panthera uncia (snow leopard) is the source of this 7020-nucleotide messenger RNA. RefSeq names its product microtubule crosslinking factor 1 (gene MTCL1). Gene Ontology annotation, biological process: regulation of autophagy; microtubule bundle formation; establishment or maintenance of epithelial cell apical/basal polarity. The record is from RefSeq and is a predicted model, not a curated record. Gene Ontology annotation, molecular function: microtubule binding. The transcript has 15 exons. NCBI's taxonomy places the organism in Eukaryota, Metazoa, Chordata, Mammalia, Carnivora, Felidae. The coding region runs from base 534 to 6563 and encodes 2009 amino acids. Gene Ontology annotation, cellular component: apicolateral plasma membrane; lateral plasma membrane; microtubule bundle.